CAGAAUGCGCUGAAUUAUGUCGACCGCAGCACUGAAUAAGUAAUUGUGUUUUACAAUUUUGGUCGUCUUCGAGUGGAAUUUCAAUUAACAGAAUAAUGGAAGCGGUACCUAGGUUGCCGAUGCUAAGCUUUGACAUGAAAGUGAGUCCAGAAAGUACAUCCUUUGGGCCGAAAUUGAAACAGUAUAUUCGAGAUGCUUAUCAUGAAGAUCCAGAAAUGUAUUCCAAUGAAAUUCACACUCUUGAGGGUUUACGUGUGGCAGCUACAUGUGCAGUGCGUGACGUUACAGGGUGCUCAGCACUGAAGCGUUACUAUUGUCAGCUUCAUUUCUUGCAGAGCAGAUUUCCAAUGGGCAAGGAUGGAGCUGCUGCAGUUCCUUUUACGUGGCGUGACACUUAUGCGAAUAUGGCAUGUACUGUGGCAGACAUACGUUUUGAAAUGGUGUCUAUCCUCUACAAUAUUGGAGCAUUGCAUUCACAGCUGGGUGCUUCAGACAGCAGAGUAACUGCAGAUGGCAUGAAACUUUCCUGUACACAUUUCCAGUGUGCUGCUUGGGCGUUUCAGCACUUGAAAGACACAUUUCCACAGCCUGCAGGUGUUGAUUUAGCCCCAGAUGUUAUGCAGUUUAUGUAUCAUCUUAGUUUGGCUCAAGCACAAGAGUGCAUUUUGGAGAAAAGCAUGAUGGAUAACAGGAAGGCAACAAUCAUUGCCAAGGUUGCUGUUCAGAUUGUAGAUUACUAUAAUCUGGCACUCAACACACUAGACCAAGGUGGCAGUGAAGAUUGUUCACUCCCUGAAACUUUAGGCACCAAGAUUUAUAAGAAGUGGAAGAGGUAUGUGAAGUUCAAAAUAGCAUAUCACUCAUGCGUGUCACUUCUGUACCAAGGACAGCAGGCAGAAGAACAACAGAAAAUGGGUGAGAGGGUGGCAUAUUAUCAGGCAGCAUCAGAGAAACUGGAAGAGGCAAUGAAAUUGUCAAAAGGAAUGGAUAACAUUGAGGCUAUAAAUGAAUCACUUACCUUCACAAUGGAUGUUGUGGAAGGAAAGAAGAAGGCAGCAAAAAAUGAAAAUGAGUUUAUCUACCAUGAAGAGGUGCCAGAUAAAGACUCACUUCCUGAUGUAAAAGGAGCGUCUUUAGUGAAAGGGAUUCCUUUCAAUGUGAAUGAUCCAGAGGUGUCAGGUCCAGACAUUUUUGCUCGUCUAGUUCCUAUGAAGGCACAUGAAGCUUCUUCACUCUAUAGUGAAGAGAAAGCCAAGCUGCUGCGGAGAGUUGGUGGUAUGAUAGAUGAGAAGGACCAGGAAUUGGUAACAUUUAUGACCUCCCUUCAGCUUGAUCAUCUAAAUAUUUACUCAGAGCCAAACAGGCUGCCACAGGAGUUAGUUGACAGAUGUGCAGCUCUUAGUGCCAAGCCAAAUACCAUUCAGAAUCUUGUGGAUUCUAUGAACAAACUAGCAGACACAUAUCAUGAUGUUGAGGGCAUGCUGCAAGACAUUAAAGAAUUAAUUCAGCAAGAAGAAACGAGAGAGAAAGAGUAUCAAGAGGUGAUGGGAAAGCGUCCACCUUCGAUUGUAGCAACAGAUCUUACAAGAGAAGCGAAUAAGUAUCAGGAAGCACAUGCCAAAGCUUCGGAGUCAAAUCAGACUCUUCACAAAGCAAUGACACUUCAUAUUAGCAACCUCAGAGUUUUGUCCCUGCCCCUGGAUGAACUGCAAGAGCAUGUUCCUACUAUCACUGUACUGGACUCUCCAAGUGAUGAAUCUUCAGUGAAGGAAAUGAAACAUUUGGUUGGUAAAGUGGAAGAGAUGAAGCAGCAACGAGCAAUGUUGGCCUCACAGUUAAGGGAGUCUACUUGCCAGGAUGACAUUACACGUCAACUUGUGACACGAACUGGGGAAUCUCUUGACACAAUAUUCAGCCAAGAGAUGCAAAAGCACCAGAGAUAUGUGGCAUUAGUUGAACAGAAUUUGGCUGCACAGGAUAAUAUAUUAAAGGCAUUAACUGAUGCGUAUGCGCGUUAUGCAGGGACACGCAAGGCAACUAAUGAAAUUCUUCGCAAGCGAGAGGCGACAAUAUCCGCUCUUAUAUCUUCUUAUGAUGCUUAUGAGGACCUUCUGGCCAAAUCAAGUAAAGGUCUGGAAUUUUAUCGUAAAUUGGAAACAAACGUAAACAAGUUGCUUCAGCGUGUGAAAGGUACCUGCAAAGUACAGGAUGAAGAAAGGGAGCAGAUACUUGCAAAGAACAAUAAGACACUCCCCAGUUCCCAGACUGUCACAGAAGCAGACAGGUCAGUUGCAGGAUCUCCUGCAUCUUCCGCAGGGGGACCAAAACUGAAGGAUUAUCUUCAGGGUAUGAAACGCAGUGGCACAGCUGGUGUUGGAUAUGUCACAGGGCACCCAAAUGUCUCAGUUGGUCAAACAUCUAAUGCAUAUUAUAAUGCAUACAACCAGGUUCCUGCACCAAUAGCUUCAUCACAACUAUCAAGCUACUACGAUCAUUCAGGACCAAGUUCGCAGCUUUCUGCUGAGAGUUCAAGCUGUCAGCAGUGGGUCCCAGCAAUUCGGCCUGCCCCAGUUGGCUCGGAGGGCACCAGUGAACAGGCAACGACAAUAAAAAUGGAACCAGGUGAAAAUAAAGCUCCAUUGCCACAACAAGGGUACCCAUACACAGUCCCAACUGUUUCUGUGGAUCAGUCUGCAGGACUAAAGCCUGCAAGAGGGUAUCAAUUGACAACAGCUUACCCUGACUACAACUCCACACAGUAUAACUAUGCUAACCCUCCUGCAGCGUACCCAGUGACUCAGUCUCCAUACAUUCAUCAGCAACAAGAGCAAGUUCCAUUCACACAAGGAAAUGUGAAUACACAGGGUUACAGUCAUGGCAGCACAUCACAUAUGCAGCAGUAUACUCCAUCUGGCCAAGGUAUAGUGCCUAGUAAUGUAACUGAAAACAUUGUGGUAGCAGGUCCUUCAGCUGGUUCGUAUUCUGCAGAUACUAAACCAUACAUUAAUCCAGCAGCAUCUGCUCAGCACACAGGUCCGUAUACCACAGAAGUGUCUCAUCAGUAUCAAGGAGUGCAGCCAGUGUACCCAUCUGGCAGUAAUAUAAGUUACUUAAAUGCUGAUCAGAAGGUGCAGGACAGUGGGACAUAUUAUCUGUCUUCAUCAUCCCAUCAAGGAUAUCAUGUUGGAGCAUAUCCAUCUGUAAAGCAAGACCUUCCCUCUUCAUCUGUCCACCAAACACCUGCCACUUCGGCAGUCUGCAGUACACCAUCACAGGCAUACAGUGGGAUUCCUCAGCCACAAUUGCCAGUUACAUCCAAUGUUCCACCUGGCUAUACAUAUGAUACAACAAAUGGUACUUUCCAGUAUGGUGGUAGCUCCCAGAAUUUACAGACCGGUUUCCACGGACAAGCUAACAUACAACCCCAUCAAAUAAUUUGGCACCAACAACCACAGGAAUCUACAUAUGGUAUUAAUAGUACUUCUGGUAUCACUGCAGCUACUGCAGCAUCUGCUACUUCUAAUAUGUCACCAUAUUAUGGUUCAGAAUAUCAUGCAAGUACAUCAGCUAUGCCUUUGUCUAGUGGAUCAACUUCCGAAGUAUCUUUAAGUAACCAGCAAUAUUAUGGCAAUAUACAGCAGCAGUAUCAACAGUUUCCACAGCCUUAUUCUUAUCCUGCAGCAUCCAGUGGUUAUAAUUUGCAGCAGACUGCACCAGUGGAGCCAAGUGUUAGUGCUGCUCCUUCAGCCUCACAGUUCCAAUACAUGGCAGCAACAGGAGCUUCAUGUUAUACUAACGCUGGCAGUUACAAUACAUCACAAACUUGCUCAUCUCAGACCUCAAUAGAUGGACAUACAUUUGCUGCCCAAUACAAUACCAACCAAGGAGUUUCUGGUUUUGAAACCCCAAUGUAUUCACAAGCGUCAUAUUACUCACUGCCUUAUGGAUACCAGUAUGGUGUAGAUGGUGCAGUUGGCACACCGUCACAGAGUCCUCACCAUAUUCAACAGAGCAGUUACACCAGCAGCACAGUUGUGAAUCAGACACCUCAAAGUCCAAUGACAUAUAUGCAAGCCCGUGGACAAAAUGACAGUACAACUACCACAUUUAGUCAGCAGGGAGGCAAUUCUCUGUCUUCAAGUUCAGUUCAAGCUGUUAAAGGCAAUCAAAAUGAAAACAUGUCAUCUUCAAAUGUGGACUUGUUAGCAGGACUUGAUUUUUCCCUAAAUCAAGCACCCCUAGUGCCUCAGCAACCCGUAACAGCUGCUGUUUGGAAGAAAGAUGAGCACCAUGAUAAAUCAGUGAACUCAAAUAUUAAACAGAUAACUUCCACUUCCAGUGGUAUGAACACUCCAGCCCCAGUAGUUGUAACAGAAAAUGCAGACUUGCCUUCAGAAGUGUCAGCUUCAGAGUCUGAUGCUGCAGUGGCAACAUUACCUCAGUCAAAUGGCUUGCAGACCGAGAAAGACAAUAGUCAGCAGAUGUUGGUAUCCAAACUGACAUUGCCUAAGGAUGACACAAGCCAAGGAGAAGGAAAAUUAACACCAAAAGCAUUUGGAAAGGAUCCAUACACAGAUCCUGAUGCCCUGAAUCAGUUUGUUCAAGAAGUUGGAAAGUAUGAGAAGUUUGUUGAUGGACUGACAACAAAGACGUUAAAUGGACCAACUCCACUUGACAUGAAAUGGAAGGAGUUGCUUGAAUUGCAGGAGAAAGAUGCUCAUAAACGUAGCAUUUCUGUUGCACGGUGCUACCCAAUGAAGAACCGGUUCCCUGAUAUUUUACCAUAUGAUCAUUCAAGAAUUGAACUGCCUUCCACGAAGGAUGAUUACAUCAAUGCUUCAUACAUGAAAAACUUGACACCCCUGACACCUCCAUUCAUUGUCACACAGGCACCUUUGCCAUCAACCUAUACUGAUUUUUGGACAAUGGUGUGGGAACAGCAAGUUGAAGUGAUAGUGUGUCUUCUCAAUGACUCUGAGUUGGAGGGUCAGGUGUACUGGCCAGUAGAGAAAGGUCAGGAGUUGGCAAUGGGAAAAAUGAAACUCACAUUACAGAGCUCAAAUAAUCGGUCUCAUUGGAUAGAGAGAAUUGUGUCUCUGUGUGCAGUUGAGUCACGAGCAACAAGAGUCAUUGUUCACCUUCAAUUUACUGUAUGGCCAGGCAGUUCCUUCCCAGCAUCUCCAGGGCCAUUCUUGAGUUUUGUAUCAGAGACGUUAAACUUUUACUCACAGCAACGAGGUGCUUGCCAUCCUGUGGUUGUUCAUUGCUUAUCAGGUGUGGGACGUACUGGCCUCUUUUGUCUUGUGACUGCUGCCGUAUGUGAAAUUCAAGCAGGACGUGGCCUGUUGGAUUUAGUCACCACUACAGCUUGCAUGAGCACGCAUAGGAAGGGUUCUCUCAGGGACAGAGAACACCUUAAAUUUGCAUACCAGGCUGUACUGUACUAUGCCCAGGAUUUGCUCAUGAAACGGGGUAUCCUGACAAGCCGUUCCACAUUUGAUGACAAACGGAGCCGUCAGGGGAAGUCUCAUACACGACACCCUUCAGAAGAUUUCCUGCUGGGUCCACCUACUGAUCUUAAUCAGCUUCAGUCAGGAAUCGAGAAAAUGGGGUUAGUUGCAGCAAACAGCAACAGCAGUGAGCCGAAAGAUGACGGAGAAAUGAAGCAAAUUCAGACCUCUCGAAGUAGGCAGAGUAGCAUCAGCAGUAGAAGAAGCAGUGCCAGCAGUAAAGUUGGGUCACGGAGUUCUUCUCCAAGUCCCUAUCCCUCUGUUCUGAUAAUAGACCCAACCCAAUUCAGUUUCAGUACUGACAUGAUGGCAGAUAAGCUUCGGAAGAAGUUUACUAAGGAGAAUUUUACUUCUAAAGCUAAAGGAAUGAGCCUGGAACUGACACAGGAGAAACCCGAUGAUCCAUUGAGCCAGCUUGAUCCAUUGUGGCCACUGAAAAGGCUCUGAUUUAGGGUCCUGGAUAAUCUUCUUGGUAAGAGAGAAAUGAGUUAACGUUAAAUUGACAAACUGUACAUUUUAUCAGGUUGUUUAUAAUACAGCAAUUUAUUUCAUCCUGUUUAUAUUAUGGCAAUAUUUUACAAUUUAUACACAUGGUGUACCUGUUUUUAUAACAUCUGUAAUUACAGUGCAGAUGUGUGUCACAAUUUACUCAUCAUUAAGAAAUAUUGGAUAUGUGUAAUUUUGUGUUAAAAUGUGCAGAAUAUAGGCGUUGAUGGAAUUUAACUGUAAGCUGUGCUUUAAAAUUUUAUUUGAAGAAAUGUAAAUUAUCUUCUCUAAGUGGGUAAAUGAUUUGAAUAUCAGAUUGUUGUAUUUUGUGGGAGAAUUUGAAACAUACUGCAGCUCAUUUAUAACUUGAAAAGGAUAGUCACUUCUGAAAGGUAACAUAUUUUUAAUUCUAACAUUCAGGUUGUAAAACAACCAAAAUAUUUUAUUGAAUAGCAAUAUGCUUACACAUACCAAUAUGUAUGAUUAUAUAAGUUGUAAAGUUGCAAAUAAGCUUCUUGCUUUAUACAGUUACAAUGUUCCCAAAUCCUUCCAGCCGCACUAUGGCCCUGGGGUGGACUCAGCCUCUGACAAAAAUGAGUACCAGAAAUCUU
Molecule: messenger RNA, 6607 nt
Organism: Cryptotermes secundus
Lineage: Eukaryota; Metazoa; Arthropoda; Insecta; Blattodea; Kalotermitidae
Gene: mop
Product: tyrosine-protein phosphatase non-receptor type 23
Exons: 17
Coding region: 96-5957 (1953 amino acids)
Biological process (GO): endocytic recycling; protein transport to vacuole involved in ubiquitin-dependent protein catabolic process via the multivesicular body sorting pathway; protein dephosphorylation
Cellular component (GO): endosome
Molecular function (GO): protein tyrosine phosphatase activity; protein binding
Source: RefSeq, a predicted model, not a curated record